Molecule: messenger RNA, 486 nt
Organism: Giardia duodenalis
Lineage: Eukaryota; Fornicata; Diplomonadida; Hexamitidae
Exons: 1
Coding region: 1-486 (161 amino acids)
Source: RefSeq, a predicted model, not a curated record
AUGAGCCGCCCUGUUAUUGCAGACGUGAAAGUCUCCCUUUUCGGUGAUUCGGCCCAGCUAGAGACGGCCUUCCCUGGUUCUGUAGCGGGGGAGUCGGAGCAUCUGGGCUACUCGUUCCACACGGUCAUCAGGGAUGUGAAUGCAUACAGGUUCCACUUCUUCGCGGCCGCUACGGACAAGCCCAUCAGCGAGUACAUGAAGCAAAAGCUCUCCGCUUCUCAGAUAUUCGUCUUCCUAGUCAACGACCGGACGAGCAGCGUGUUGGCAGACCUGCUUGACAGAUCCUUGCUGACGGGGCCAACCAUACUGGUUGCCAGUCCUCAGGAAGAAGCCAUGAUCCGAUCCACAGAUGGGUACGCCAGGUGCUGCAACAGGGGAGUCACAACCGUGAUCAGUAGAGGGCUGUUUGACGAAUCUCCCGUCGACCUGAUUCUCAACUUCGCCCUCGAACACAUCAAGGAUAUGACGUACAAGGAGAUAAGAUGA